Molecule: messenger RNA, 939 nt
Organism: Trichoderma gamsii
Lineage: Eukaryota; Fungi; Ascomycota; Sordariomycetes; Hypocreales; Hypocreaceae
Product: uroporphyrinogen-III synthase
Exons: 2
Coding region: 1-939 (312 amino acids)
Biological process (GO): uroporphyrinogen III biosynthetic process
Molecular function (GO): uroporphyrinogen-III synthase activity
Source: RefSeq, a predicted model, not a curated record
AUGUCACCUCCAUCAACGUCCAGUCUAGAGCAGCCAAUCCCAGUCCUGCUGCUCAAGACAAAAUCAAGUCCAACAGACGCAUACGAAGAACUCUUUUCAAGAGCAUCCAGCAGCAGCCCCUCCUUCGAGCCAACAUUCGUACCAGUCCUACAGCACCAAUUUGACGACGGCGGGGUAGACAAAGUUCGAACUCUACUCCGCCAGAAGCGCAUCGGCACGAGCCCGGACUGCGAAUUCGGUGGCAUCAUAUUCACUUCCCAAAGGGCAGUGGAGGCAUUUACGCACGUUGUGCGCGAAGACGAAGCAGCAAAAGACUCCCCCGAAUGGCCUCACCUGCAACACAUCCCCAUCUACAGCGUCGGCCCCGCCACCACCCGCGCCCUCUCCGCCGUCCCCCAACAGCCCCCCCUCCAAAUUUUCGGCAGCCACACGGGCAACGGCGAUGCCCUCGCGCACUUCAUCCUCGACCACUAUGCCGAGUGGCACCAUCACGCCUCCAGCCUGCCCCCGCUGCUCUUCCUCGUCGGCGAGCAGCGCAGAGACAUUAUCCCGCGCACCCUGAUGGAUCCUUCUCUACCGGACAACAAGCGGAUCACUGUCGUCGAGGAAGUCGUCUACGGCACUGGAGAGAUGGAGUCAUUCCCUCAGGACUUUGCGACAGUACUGGAGAGGACGCGAUCCAGCUCUUCUCGGUGGGUCAUUGUCUUCUCACCGACGGGCUGUGACAGCAUGCUCCGCGGCCUGGGCGUGCUGGAUGCCUCCACGGGGAAAUUCAUGCCCGGGCAGCGAGAUGAGCGGACGUUUGUAGCCACUAUUGGGCCUACGACUAGGAGCCACCUGGUUAAGAAAUUCGACUUUGAGCCUGAUGUCUGCGCUGAGACGCCCACACCAGCUGGGUUAUUGGAGGGAAUAGUGGCAUUCCGGGAGAAAACAUCAUGA